Fusarium keratoplasticum is the source of this 429-nucleotide messenger RNA. RefSeq lists its product as uncharacterized. Lineage: Eukaryota; Fungi; Ascomycota; Sordariomycetes; Hypocreales; Nectriaceae. The transcript is spliced from 3 exons. The record is from RefSeq and is a predicted model, not a curated record. The coding region runs from base 1 to 429 and encodes 142 amino acids.
AUGUCCAGCCCAACAAACUCCGAUGCCGGCUCUUCGGCAGGCCUGGUUUCUAAUUUCCGACAGGCAGCAAACGAAACCUCGCAGCCCGGCAGCGAAGUUGGCAUUUCCCGCAUUUCGUUCUGCCGCACCUACUACCUCGACGACCUGGAAGAUGAUCCGCAGUGGAUGGCCAAGCUCACGGUGCACUCUCACGAGCUUCACGUGCUCUCGGAGUUUAGGCUACGGGAUCUUAGGGUCGAGGAUAUCCUCUCGGCGAUGGCAUUUCGCCCUCGCGGCCACCGGGUGUGCUACUAUCACGCCCAUAAGCCGCAACAUGGUAUCAAUGCCAUCUACGACAACAUGCCGUUGAAGGGCUGGUGGCCCUGGCCAAAAGAGGAGGAGGCAGCGGGCGAGACAGAGGACGACACAGAAAACGAAGCAGAAGUUUAG